This is a messenger RNA of Lactuca virosa, 748 nucleotides long. NCBI's taxonomy places the organism in Eukaryota, Viridiplantae, Streptophyta, Magnoliopsida, Asterales, Asteraceae. The record is from the annotation of a GenBank genome assembly.
CAUCCAUCCAAAAAUCAUUCACAUGUUUUUGUUUUCUCCUUUCAACACUUAAAAACUCUCUCCAUGUCUUCUUCAUCUCCAUAACAACCAUCACCACCAUUGUUUCCGAUGGAAUCACACACUUUCUUUUUCUUUUUCUUUUUGUUUGUAGUUUUUUCAUUUGUUGAAGUCGCAAUCUCAAACUCCAAAGUUCCUGUUCCCCAUAUCACUGUCGUUGGUGUUGUCUACUGUGAUGCAUGUUCUAACAACUCCUUCUCCACCCACAGCUACUUCUUGCCAGGCGCAGAAGUAAGAAUAGAUUGCAAGUUCAAAGCAGCAUCUCCAAGAACAACAGAACAAAUAUCAUUCUCAGUUAACAGAACUACAAACAAACAUGGAGUCUACAAAUUGGAAAUUCCUUCUGUUGAUGGAAUCAAUUGUGCUAAAGAAGAAGUUCAAGUUCUUAACACAUGCAGAGCUUCAUUAAUCAGAAGCACAUCUCCUGCAUGCAAUGUUCCUGCCUCUAUCACCACUUCCAAUCAAUUCUCUGUUAAGUCCAAACAAGCAAAUCUUUGUAUUUAUAGCCUCUAUGCAUUGAGUUUUAGACCUUCCAAGAAAGAUCUUGCAAUUUGUGGUUAGGGCUUUGGAUUUUUGUUUAUUUUUGUAUUAUAGCGUUGUGUUUUUUCUUGUUGGGAUAUUGGACUUUGUAAAAUGUAUCGGAUAUAGCAUUGUGAUUUGUAUUUGGAUGAUAAUUAUAUAAUUAGGUUGA